Phycodurus eques (leafy seadragon) is the source of this 1865-nucleotide messenger RNA. It is a transcript of the gene uprt, whose product is annotated as uracil phosphoribosyltransferase (FUR1) homolog (S. cerevisiae). The transcript has 8 exons. The record is from RefSeq and is a predicted model, not a curated record. NCBI's taxonomy places the organism in Eukaryota, Metazoa, Chordata, Actinopteri, Syngnathiformes, Syngnathidae. The coding region runs from base 234 to 1013 and encodes 259 amino acids.
CGCCAGUCACUAGUGUCAAAGCUAGCUAGCAAGCGAGCGUGGUCGCUACAUACCUUGAUUUGACCAUUAAUAUCAGUCUAAAUUGACUUUUUAAACGACGCGGUUUUUAGUUUAAACGUAUGCAAAUUUUACACUAAUAGUGUGGCUGGAUGCGACCGCUGUAUUAACUGGGGAAUUCUCCUUUCGAAAACACGAGUCGCGGCGAAAGACAACUACCGGCCCCCUCACUCAGGAUGUCGUGCCACAAUCAGCAAAUGAGCAAUGUGAACACCAGCCAGGAGCACCCUAUGAAGCAAGUGCGCUUUGCAAACAGCAGCAGCAGCAGCAAUGUGGCCGCUGUGUUGUCCACUUCUGAGGCGGGUGAUGCCAGCAGGAGACAGUCUGUAAACCAAGCCUCACUGGGACCCCAACUCAAACUGCUUCCUCUCAAUGACCAGAUCAGAGAAUUACAGACUAUUAUUAGAGACAAGACAACCAGCAGAGGGGAUUUUGUGUUUUGUGCUGACCGACUGAUUAGACUUGUAGUCGAAGAAGGCUUGAAUCAACUGCCUUACUCCGAGUGCACUGUGACCACACCAACAGGAUAUAAAUAUGAAGGAGUGAAGUUUGAGAGAGGCAACUGCGGCGUCAGCAUUAUGAGGAGUGGUGAGGCCAUGGAGCAGGGUCUGCGGGACUGCUGCCGCUCCAUUCGCAUUGGCAAAAUCCUCAUCCAAAGCGACGAGGAGACCCAGAAAGCCAAGGUUUACUAUGCCAAGUUCCCUCCAGAUAUUUACAGAAGAAAAGUGCUGCUCAUGUACCCCAUCCUCAGUACUGGGAACACUGUUAUUGAAGCAGUGAAGGUGCUAAUCGAGCAUGGAGUCCAGCCCAAACAUAUUAUCCUCCUCAGCCUCUUCUCCACACCUCACGGGGCCAAGUCUAUAAUCCAGGAGUUCCCAGACAUCACCAUAUUGGCAACAGAAGUUCACCCAGUGGCACCAACACAUUUUGGACAAAGGUAUUUUGGCACUGAUUAAAACCAGGACAAGCUGAGCAACAUGAGCUUGUAAUUGCUUUAAGUACAGUAUGUGUUUUUGUCAGCUUUAUUUAAAAAUGUUCAUGUUCUCCUUGUUGUGCCAAAUACUCUUUCCCGCCCCCCCCCCCAAAAAAAACACCGGUAUUUAUUCUAUUGAUCUCUUUUUGCUGAAUACAAACAAUGCUGAGCCAUAUCAAGAUAAUUUUAUUUUGCAUGUUAUGAGCAUUGAUUCAAUAAAGGAUUUAUAUUUGUUAUCAGAAAGACCACCCAAAUGGAAAAUACCUAUAUUUACUGACAAAGAAACCCAUUUACAUACAGUAUGCCAAAGACCUGUUUCAACUGGACCACAAACUUUUGCAAAUACUGCCUCAUGUUUGAAAUUGUUUUUUUUGUUUUGUUUUUUUAUUGUUAGACAUCCAGGUUUUUGAUACAAUAUGUGUCACUGAUGUAUACAGUCAUGGAAAAAAAAAACACUGUGUUUCUUCAGUUUCUUUUUCAUUUUUAAUGCAUUUUUAAUGCCUGGUACAACGAAAGGUACAUUUGUUUGGACAAAUAUAUUGACAAUACAAAUAGAUCAUAUGAGUUUAAUUUAAGACCUGAUAUCUAGCCAUUUUCUAUUAUUUUCUUGAUGGUAACCAAAAUUACGGGGAAUAUAAUUAAGCUUAAGCAUGUCAAAUAGAACAAAGUAUUAUGGAAUCAGCUGCAUUUUUUGUCAAGUUCAUUGUAUUAUAUAAUAUGCCUUUAGUGGUACCAGGCAAUAAAAUGAACAAGAAAUUGAAGAAACAAGAGUGGUCUUAAAAUUAUAUAUAUAUAUAUAUAUAUAUAUAUAUAUAUAUAUAUACACACACAUAUA